This is a messenger RNA of Xenopus laevis (African clawed frog), 4058 nucleotides long. It is a transcript of the gene ppp3cc.L, whose product is annotated as protein phosphatase 3, catalytic subunit, gamma isozyme L homeolog. The coding region runs from base 927 to 2270 and encodes 447 amino acids. Gene Ontology annotation, cellular component: nucleus; cytoplasm. The record is from RefSeq and is a predicted model, not a curated record. NCBI's taxonomy places the organism in Eukaryota, Metazoa, Chordata, Amphibia, Anura, Pipidae. Gene Ontology annotation, molecular function: hydrolase activity; calcium-dependent protein serine/threonine phosphatase activity; calmodulin-dependent protein phosphatase activity. The transcript has 16 exons. Gene Ontology annotation, biological process: calcineurin-mediated signaling.
GCUAGAGAUUCAGUCAGGUUUAUUGGUUCAGCACACAACACAGGGAGCUAGAGAUUCAGUCAGGUUUAUUGGUUCAGCACACAACACAGGGAGCUAGAGAUUCAGUCAGGUUUAUUGGUUCAGCACACAACACAGGGAGCUAGAGAUUCAGUCAGGUUUAUUGGUUCAGUACACAACACAAGGAGCUAGAGAUUCAGUCAGGUUUAUUGGUUCGUGACAAUCACAUCGAAGACUUCUCUGCCAGCUAGAGCCGCCCCCACAGUGUGUGACUGGGAGAGCCGGCGCGGUGCACACUGGGUCGGGACAACCCCUUUCCCGCGCCGAGUGAGCUGUAGCAGAGUCUGCGCUGUAGCCGCCAUGUUGCUUGCAGCCGAUACCAACAUUCUGUAAUUGUGUCUUCCCCGACCCCCUUCCCUCCGCCUUCUCCUUUCCCGUGGGCCAGGUGCGGAGUCGCAAGAAGGAGGAGGCAGCCGCGGCGAAAGCAGGGAGCAGUCCCGCUUGUUUGCAGCCGAGCCAUGUCCACCAAGGACGGUAAACACUCCACCACCGAGCGGGCGGUUAAAUAAUAGCCUAAAUGUGACUAAACCCUGAUUGGGUUCAGGAUUCCGGGGAAUCCUAGUCAUGUUCAGUAAGAUUCGUGCCUAAGCAACCAGAGUCUGAGCAGAGUCUUGAUUUUGGAUACUGACAAAUCAAGAAAGAUUCCGUAUCGGCUGAAUUCUUGCUGCUUUAAACACAAGCCUUUUAUAAGAAAGGCUGUACCUUUCCCCCCAACUAAUCGAUUAACAUCUGAAGACGUGUUUGACACUGAUGGAAAGCCCAGGGUAGAUAUUCUGAAGAACCAUUUAAUAAAAGAAGGUCGUGUAGAUGAAGAAAUUGCACUAAGGAUUAUAAACGAAGGAGCUGCAAUUUUGCGGCAUGAAAAGACUAUGAUAGAAGUAGAAGCUCCAAUUACAGUUUGUGGAGAUAUACACGGGCAGUUCUUUGACUUGAUGAAAUUGUUUGAAGUGGGUGGAUCACCAGCUAACACAAGAUACCUCUUUCUAGGGGACUAUGUAGACAGAGGUUAUUUUAGUAUAGAGUGUGUUUUGUAUUUAUGGGUUUUAAAGAUUCUGUACCCCAACACGCUUUUUCUUUUAAGAGGCAAUCAUGAAUGCAGGCACCUUACAGAAUACUUCACUUUUAAGCAAGAAUGUAAAAUAAAAUAUUCGGAAAGAGUGUAUGAGGCCUGUAUGGAAGCUUUUGAUUGUCUUCCGUUAGCUGCACUUUUAAACCAACAAUUUCUGUGUGUUCAUGGUGGACUGUCCCCAGAAAUACAUACCUUAGAUGACAUUAAAAGAUUAGACAGGUUUAAAGAGCCUCCUGCUUUUGGCCCUAUGUGUGACCUAUUAUGGUCCGAUCCUUCAGAAGAUUUUGGUAAUGAAAAAUCACAGGAACAUUUCAGUCACAAUACAGUUAGAGGUUGCUCUUACUUCUAUAGCUACCCAGCAGUUUGUGAGUUUCUACAAAAUAACAACUUGUUGUCAAUCAUCAGAGCACAUGAAGCCCAAGAUGCAGGUUACCGAAUGUACAGAAAAAGUCAAACUACAGGGUUUCCUUCUUUAAUAACAAUAUUUUCAGCACCCAAUUACUUAGAUGUGUACAACAAUAAAGCUGCUGUAUUAAAGUAUGAAAACAAUGUCAUGAAUAUCAGACAGUUCAACUGCUCACCACAUCCAUACUGGCUACCAAAUUUUAUGGACGUCUUUACGUGGUCAUUGCCAUUUGUUGGUGAAAAAGUUACAGAAAUGUUGGUGAAUGUUCUGAGUAUUUGCUCCGAUGAUGAGCUUAUGACAGAGGGUGAAGACCAGUUUGACGAACGACUCAUAUAUGGCAAUAAAAAAGUAGGUACAGCAGCAGCUAGAAAAGAAAUUAUCAGGAAUAAAAUUCGGGCUAUUGGCAAGAUGGCAAGAGUCUUCUCUGUGCUUAGGGAAGAAAGUGAAAGUGUGUUGACACUGAAGGGUUUAACACCCACCGGAAUGCUACCUAGCGGAGUACUGGCUGGAGGACGACAGACUCUACAAAGUGCCACAGUUGAGGCAAUUGAGGCUGAUAAAGCAAUACGAGGAUUCUCGCCGCAGCAUAAAAUCUGCAGUUUUGAAGAAGCAAAGGGAUUGGAUAGGAUCAAUGAAAGGAUGCCCCCGAGAAAAGAUGCGAGGCAGCAAGACGGUAUUAAUUCAGUAAACGUAAACGCCAAGGAAAAUAACGGGACUGGCAACAACAAUGUCCAAUGACUGCUCUAGGUAAGCGCUUACUCCCACCCUGCCUGAGAAGUCCCUAGAUUCAAGCUUUGUCCGAGAACAGCUUCAAUAGCCACUGGGAUCCAAAAUACCUACAGACUGUGAAAGGUCGUGGAAUAUGCAGCGAUCCCUAUGUGUACAUUUCAGUGCUUUCCAUGAGACUACAACAUUUCUUUGUACGAUUUGGACAUUCAUUGGGCAUGUUCCGAACUUGCCGCUACCAAGCGCACGUGUGUGUGGAUCAUGGGAAAGUAUGGGGCUGUUUUCAUGAAAGCACUUCUAGUGUUGCAUCUCACGCUUAUCAUUGUUGACACUUAAGUUUACAAAUGGAAAUCUUGUUUUCGUUCACUAGAUUUUUUUUCCCCCCUUUUCUGAUCAGAAAUGUGCAUCCCUUAAAGCUAUUUAUUUAAAAGGAUUGUCUUAAACAUGCCGAGGUUGCAAAAUUUAUUCGAAAAAAACCUGCAAACCAACGCCAGGCAAAUGGCUUUUUGUAAUCUCAGGUGUAUAGUUGUAUGAAUUCGAUGUUGCGAUCUAUGUAUUAUAUGCUGUCAUUUUUUUUUAUUAUUAUUAUUAUAUAUAGGGUGGCGAGGAGAUCAUAUUUAAUUGCACCAAAUCUCUUAAUAUUGGAACGAUUUCUACAUAGGAACAUUUAUUACUUGAACGGAGAUCAAACAAAUAUUUUAUUUCUUACGCACCCAAUAUUUUCUGAGAUUCCCCCCUACCCUUUUUCCACCUAAAAAAAAAAAAGCAAAUCAGGAUUGUUCCUUCUUGGGUACUUUAAUUGAGCUUUGUAUAUUAUGUUGAAGUACAUUUUUGAUUCAUAUCAAGUCUGUAAAGCUUGACAUUGUAUUUUGUGUAUGCAUGUUUUCUUUUUUUGCAGAUAUUUAAUAUAUAAACCUAUGAUGUACAGGAAGCGCAUCUAUAGGGAACAUAGAUGUUAUUGAUACUUUUUAGUUUAUUGUGAUUAUUAAAGUUGCUUCAAUGGCUGAUCACGACUGAAUAGCUGCAAGAAUUUUUAUUAUCUUGAAUUCUGUAAAGACUAAAAAAAAUAUGUUCCGAGCGUAUGUUUUGUGAAAACAUAAGGAAUUGCUUUGUCCAACCUCUGUAAAAUAAAGACUGCAUGGAUUUGUUUCUUUUUUUCUUCCCCUUUUUCUUUUUUUUUCAUUUGAUAGUUACCAGAACCAGACUGCGGAAUUUGAAAUUCCAAUGAUUUUCUUGUUCUAGAAAUAAUGAAAGUACUGAUUUCCAUUGUAUUUUUGGUAUAAAUUUUUGCACUUUUUUUUUUUGUUGUUUGCAACAUCACUUGCAACUUAAGUCUGUUCAGGUCAUGUCCCUUUUCAUUUCCACCAACUGCAAACUGUACAUAGCUCCUUGUCCAGGUCAGAGAUUUUAUGCAUGUUUCCGAACUGUUAAAGAAUUUUAUAAACUGUAGCACACAAUAAAUUUUGUGCAUGGGCCGCUGCUCUGAGCAGUGUGUCAAUUUUGUAUGGUUUUUUUCCCUUUUGCUUUUUAAUAUAAUCAAGAAUUAAAAAAAAGAAAAAAAUGAAAUUUCCCUCUCUGUAAAAAAAAAUUUAAAAAAAAAAGUCAAUCAUGCAGCAAAAUAUAUUCAGAUCUUUUAGCAUAAUUUUUCACCAAGAAACUUCUAUAGGUGUUAAAGCCCUUUAUGACAAAAUGUAUGUUUCUUCUAUACUGCCAAACUUCUUCCUUUACAAUAUGCAACCUAUUUCCGGCGAUAAUGUAUGAUGUUUUCCCAAUAAAACGAAGAUGUAUUUAAAAAAUAAA